Molecule: messenger RNA, 927 nt
Organism: Rotaria sp. Silwood2
Lineage: Eukaryota; Metazoa; Rotifera; Eurotatoria; Philodinida; Philodinidae
Source: the annotation of a GenBank genome assembly
AUGCUUUUACGUGCACCUUGUAAAAUUAAUUUAACAUUGGAUGUAUUUGACAAAAAGGAACGUACUGAUGGUUAUCAUAAUCUUGAUUCACUUGUUGUACCAUUCGGUGAGCUAGCUGAUGAAUUGAACAUUCACAUCGAACCUGCUUCGGAUAGAACUUCUAUCAUAAUUACUUGUAACGAUUCAUAUCUACCCGUUGACAAUCGAAAUUUAGCGUAUCGAGCCGCUGAUGCUUAUCUUGCCUAUAUUAAUAAACCAUUUAAUAUCAAAAUCGAUCUGUACAAACGUAUACCAACGGAAGCAGGACUAGGUGGUGGAAGUAGCGAUGCAGCUGCCGUUUUACGAGCAUUAAAUGCUUAUUUUAAUCAAGCAGUUGAUCGAUCAACACUUACAGUAAUGGCAGCUCGUCUCGGCUCUGAUGUACCAUUAUUUCUGGCAGAAAAAACAGUGCGUAUGCGCGGUUGUGGUGAUAUUAUUGAACCAAUAGAUUUUAAACUGCCGGUGUUCUGGGGUAUCAUUGUGCAUCCAGAAAUAGGAGUAUCAACGGCACAUGCAUAUGCUCUCCUUGAUGCAGUACCAAAUCGACAAGCUGGAACUAGCACUGAACGACUUCUUUCUCGUCUAUGUGGCAAGAAAGAAACGUCAAUGAACGUUAGUGAAAUUUUAGCAACCGGUCUGUCUAAUGAUUUUGAAUCUGUUGUACUUGCCGCUUAUCCUAUUGUUGCCAGGGCAUAUGAAAUGAUUGUAUCUGCAGGUGCUCUACGUGCUCUUUUGUGCGGAAGUGGUUCGGCUAUUUUUGGUCUCGCUCGAAAUCUUCAACAUGCUAACGAGUUAGCCGACACAUUGGCUAUUCAUUUCUCUUCUAUAAAGAUCGUUUCAAGUGCCCUUACUGAUGCAUUUUUACAUCAAACAGCUGUAACAGAUUAA